This is a messenger RNA of Grammomys surdaster, 2168 nucleotides long. RefSeq names its product DNA cross-link repair 1C (gene Dclre1c). The transcript is spliced from 15 exons. The record is from RefSeq and is a predicted model, not a curated record. Gene Ontology annotation, biological process: double-strand break repair via nonhomologous end joining; protection from non-homologous end joining at telomere; interstrand cross-link repair. Gene Ontology annotation, molecular function: damaged DNA binding; 5'-3' DNA exonuclease activity. Lineage: Eukaryota; Metazoa; Chordata; Mammalia; Rodentia; Muridae. The coding region runs from base 27 to 2141 and encodes 704 amino acids.
CUUCGGGUCUAGUCUUCCCGGACGCAAUGAGCUCCUUCCAGGGACAGAUGGCGGAGUAUCCAACCAUCUCCAUUGACCGCUUCGACAGGGAGAACCUGAAAGCCCGUGCCUACUUCCUUUCGCACUGCCACAAGGAUCACAUGAAAGGAUUAAGGGCUCCUUCCUUGAAAAGAAGGCUAGAAUGCAGCUUGAAGGUCUUCCUGUACUGUUCUCCAGUCACUAAGGAGCUGUUGUUAACUAGCCCGAGGUACAGAUUUUGGGAAAACCGAAUUAUAGCAAUUGAAAUUGAAACUCCUACCCAGAUAUCUUUAGUUGAUGAGGCAUCGGGUGAGAAGGAAGAGGUUGUUGUGACUCUCUUACCAGCUGGUCACUGCCCAGGAUCAGUUAUGUUUUUAUUUCAGGGCGGUAAUGGAACUGUCUUAUACACAGGAGACUUCAGACUGGCAAAAGGAGAAACUUCCAGAAUGGAGCUUCUACACUCUGGGGGCAGAGUAAAAGACAUCCAAAGUGUGUAUUUAGACACCACUUUCUGUGACCCAAGGUUUUACCAAAUCCCGAGUCGUGAGGAGUGCUUGAGAGGGAUUUUGGAGCUGGUUCGGAGCUGGGUCACGAGGAGUCCGCACCACGUCGUGUGGCUGAACUGUAAAGCAGCUUAUGGCUACGAGUAUUUAUUCACCAACCUGAGUGAGGAGCUGGGUGUCCAGGUUCAUGUGAACAAGCUGGACAUGUUUAAAAACAUGCCUGAUAUCCUGCACCAUCUCACGACGGAUCGAAACACCCAGAUCCACGCCUGCCGCCACCCAAAGGCAGAAGAAUGUUUUCAGUGGAAUAGAUUACCCUGUGGUAUGACUUCCAAAACCAAAGCUGGACUCCACGUAAUCAGCAUCAAGCCAUCCACCAUGUGGUUUGGAGAGAGGACCAGAAAAACAAACGUGAUCGUGAGGACCGGAGAGAGCUCAUACAGAGCGUGCUUCUCUUUUCACUCUUCCUACAGUGAGAUUAAAGAUUUUUUGAGCUACAUCUGCCCAGUGAAUGCGUAUCCAAAUGUCAUUCCAGUCGGCCUCACUGUGGAUAAGGUCAUGGACGUUUUAAAGCCUCUAUGCCGAUCUUCCCGAAAUGCUGAACCAAAGUACAAACCACUUGGAAAAUUGAAGAGAGCAAGAACAAUCCAUCUUGACUCAGAGGAAGAUGAUGAUCUCUUUGAUGACCCUCUACCAACACCCUUAAGGCACAAAGUUCCGUACCAGCUAACUCUUCACCCUGAGGUGUUUUCAAUGAAGGCACUGCCAUUAGACCAGCCUGAACUGAGACAAAGCCCAGGACGCUGCAAAGCAGAGAAUAUGCAGAGCCCUUCUUUGGCCAACUUUAUAGACUGUGACGAAUCCAACAGUGACAGUGAAGAAGAGCUAGAAACUACAUCCUCACUGCAGGGAGCUCUGGGCCCCACGACACUCCCCCAGCAAAAUGCUGAUCUAGAUGCGGACAUACCACAGUGGGAAGUAUUCUUCAAAAGAAAAGAUGAAAUCACAGAUGAAUGUUUGGAAAACUUACCUUCCUCCAUAGAGACAGGGGGAUCUCAGUCACCAAAGUUUUUCAGUGACUCACCAAAGCUCUGCAGUGACUCUGAUGGAGAAUCCACCCAUAUCUCUUCCCAGAAUUCAUCUCAGUCAACCCAUAUAACAGACCAAGGAAGUCAAGGCUGGGACAGCCAGUGUGAUACUCUUUUGUUAUCGUCCCAAGAGAAAGGUGGUGGGGAGAGCACCUCCUUGAACAAGGGCACCUAUAAAGCCCAAAUCAAAGAGAGUACUUCUACCUCUCAAAUACAACAGGAUGCACUUUGUCCACAAGAGACUUACUGUGAUUUGAAAAGUGGAGGUGAAGUAAAUGGAGUCCCUUGUAUUGGAGACGCAGAUACUGGGAGCGGCAGGAAAUCUCCACCUGAGAAAACACUGCUCACCAGCACACAUGCAGACUCUCAGAGCUCCUCCGAUUUUGAAAUCCCCUCAACUCCAGAAGCUGAGCUUCCUAAGCCAGAGCAUUUGCAGUACUUAUAUGGAAAAUUGGCAACAGGACUGUGGUCAAUAGAGUCUGAAGAUAAUUCUCCAGAACCUGAAAAUACAGGAAGAGAAACAGAUAUUUGAGAACGGGGCUGGAAGAUGGCUCGGCAG